This is a messenger RNA of Sclerotinia sclerotiorum 1980 UF-70, 279 nucleotides long. RefSeq lists its product as hypothetical. Lineage: Eukaryota; Fungi; Ascomycota; Leotiomycetes; Helotiales; Sclerotiniaceae. Bases 1 to 279 code for a protein of 92 amino acids. The transcript has 3 exons. The record is from RefSeq and is a predicted model, not a curated record.
AUGUCGGCCAAAUACGCAUUCUCGCAGACUUUGAAGGAAGUCAGGUUUUUAUUUUGUCAGACAGGUGCUCAUAGUGAUGCCACUAGAUCAUUCCUCGCAAGAACAUACCCAACGAUGAAAAAGCACAAUCCAAAUACGCCAAUAAUGUUGAGAGAGGCAGCGGGUACACAGCCGAAGGUUUAUGCACGAUAUGAGUUUGGGAGGGAGGUUAGCGAGGAUUUAGCUGGACUGUCAGAUAAAGAAAUCGAAGAAAAGGUUACAGGGUUAGUCAAGCAAUAA